This is a messenger RNA of Cinara cedri, 5901 nucleotides long. Lineage: Eukaryota; Metazoa; Arthropoda; Insecta; Hemiptera; Aphididae. The record is from the annotation of a GenBank genome assembly.
GGAUAAUUUAUUUUUCGACAGUUUUACUUUUCUGAUACAAUAUCAUUCUAUUGAAAUAUGUUCGUACUUUAUACGCGUCCCCCACAAAUAUGUGCAAGUCACCCUAUCUUUUCUAUUGCAGUGGUAACACUGCUUAUUUUGUAAUAUUGAUUACUCUAAAGUAAUAUUAUGUUAAGUACACCACCAUUGAAGUAAUAAAAAGUAUUGUGUUUGCACAUAGUGAGUUUAUAUUCUCCCCAAGUUUCAUUUUUAUUUUGUAUUAUAUAAAUUAUAACUUAAAUCGUUUCUCUUAUAAUAACAUAAAACAUAACUUAUAAUAUUGCGCAGUUGAGGGUACGUGCAUUAUAAGUACGGAGAAACUGGAUAAAGAAUUAAGAACAUGGAGGUCAAUAAGCCAUCUCCUCUAAAAAUGACUGGUAAUUUAAUUGAAAACUUUAAACUGUUUAAACAAGAGCUUCAAAUUUUUUUUGAUGCAACUGAAUUUCACACGAAGAAAGAAGCGACUCAGGUGGAGAUCCUAUUAAACAUGCUAGGACCAGAUGGUUUGAAAGUAUACAAUACACUUGAAGGGAAAAAAGAAACAGUGGGUGAAAUUUUAAAUGCACUGGAAAUUUAUUGUAUUUCCAAAACAAACAAACUUAUGGAACAUUACCAAUUUUUUACACGUAAACAAGGUGCUGAAGAACCCUUUGAUAAUUUCUACACAGAUUUGAAACAAUUGAUCAAAACGUGCCGUUUUGAUCAAUGUGAAGAGGAUUUAUUGAAGGUUCAAAUUGUGCUUGGUAUUUCAAACAAGAAUGUCCAAACUAGUUUGUUAAGCAAGGACCUCCCACUUGAAAAAGUGGUUGAUUAUUGUCGUUCUGAAGAGCAAACUGAGAACAACAGAAGAAUCGUUCAGGAAAUCAAUACUCAUUUAUUGUUCAGUAUUGAUACAAGUGAAAAUACAGAAUCUGGAACAAAUUCAAACAAUCAGUCAACACAGAAUGCAAAUUCUAACCCGCCAGGUUAUAAAAAAUUUAAAUAUAUUAAAGCUUCUUUUAAAAAAUGUUAAUUAUAUUGUAAAUAAUUGUACUCUGUGUGGUAAAGAUCAUAAGAUUAACAUAUGUUCAGCAUAUGGAAAACAUUGUGGUUAUUGUGGUUAGUUAAAUCAUUGAAAAUUAUGUGUAAGAACGAGAAAAAAGAUGUUAGUGGUAAAAAACAAGUUAACUGUAUAGAAAAUAUUAAUAAUACAGAAAAUUAUGUUUCUUUAGAUGCGCUUGAAAUUAUGAAUGCUAAUAAAGAGAGUAAAACUAAUAGAUCAUGGAUUGGAAAAAAUGUAAUUCAUGAAUUUAAAACUUUAAUAAAACUUAAUACUUGUGCAGAGCUUAAUGUUAUGUCUGUUGAAUGAUAUGGUGAAUUAAAAAUGUGACUCUAAACAAUAUUAAUGUUGUUAUUAAAUCAUUUGAAAGAUAUUUGACGAGAUCUAAAGGAAAUAUUUCAGUUGAGCUGAGAAAUGGCAAUUAUAAGUGUAAUAAAGUAUUUAAAUUUGUAGAAUAUAAUGGUAAGCCAUUACUAAAUUAUGAAGCUUGUAUUGAUUUAAAUUUAAUUUAAAAAAAUUUCUUUAAUAAACUUAAAAGCAUUUUGAAUUAACUACCUACGUUAAAUAAUUACAAUAUAAAUGAUAAGUUUUCAAUGCAAGAUGAUAGUCUGGGAAAGCACUAGGUUAAUGUCUUUUUCAAAACAGCAGACUCGUAUAUUAUGUUUCAAGAUGUUUGAAUUACUCAGAGCAAAUGUAUGCACAGGUAGAGGAAGAUGCUAGCCAUAGUUUUUGCUUGUGAAAAGUUCCAUAAGUUUAUAUAAGGCCAAAGUGAAAUAACAAUAUUUACAGAUCAUUAACCAUUAAUCUCGACAAUGAAAAACGAAAUUAAUAAAAUACCAAACAACAAGUUAAGACCAAUGAGAAUUAAAUUAGUCAUAUAUAAUACUAUAGUUAACUACUGUCCUUGCAAAAAAAAGUAUAUAGUAGAUUUACUUAGUAGAAAUUAUACUGAAAGAGAAGGAAAGACUAAUAAUUUAUUGAAAGACAUAGUACAUGAGUUGUGUAAAGUUUCUAUACAAUUUAAAAAUAAAGAGAGUUUGUCGAUGCAACAGCUAAGACUUCAGUCUUAGGUCAAAUUGUACAGUUUUUGGCCAAAAAAGUGUAACCAGCAAGGAGAAUUGAAGCAUUAUUAUAAACUACAAAAUGAGAUAAUAUUAGAGAAAGAACUUAAAUAUUAUGGAAUGAGGCUGUUAGUACCAAAACUUUUAAGAAAAUAUGUUGUGGAAAAACUUCAUUCUACACAUCACACAUCUAAGAAUGACAAAUCUAUAACUAGAGCUAAACAAUUAUUUUAUUUUAUUUUUUUUUAAUAAUAUUUGUUAAAUAUUAAUAUUAUGUAGUUUAUUGUCAUACAAAAGAGCAAACAUAAUAAUUUAUUGAUGAAUUUACAAGUAUGACACCCUUCAAAAAAACCAGCUUAUGACUGGACGGUGAAUUCUUAAGAUAGUUACAAAAAUCAAACUAAGUUAAAUAUAAUAUCUAGUACCUACAUAAUUAUAUAAAUUAAAAGUGCAUAUUGUAAUAUUAAAAAAAAUAGUAGAAAACAUAACAAGUGAUAAAUAUAACAUUAUCAUAUUUCACUAUCAUUAAAAAAUAAUGUAUAGAAAAGUUUAUUAAUUUAUUAAAUUAUAAGAUCAUUAAAAUUAAUUGAACAAAGAUAUUUUUUGAAAUAAGAAAAAUUAUGAAAAUUAAUGUUAUUAAUUAAACAAAAAUAGUUCUAACAAAAGGAAAGUUGGUGUUGACAUUUUGUUUAUGACAAGUAUUAUAAUUAUGAGAUGGAGGAUUAAUUGUGUUUUUAUAUUUAAAGACAAUAGCACAAAGGUUUAAAAUAUAAUUUAAUUUUAUGUAAGAAAUUAGUAAUCAUUGUAAAGUAAAGAUGUAGAGUAAAACUUGGGCUUAUUAAAAAGAAAUUUAACUAAUGAAUUAAUUGUAGUUUGAAGUUUAUAAAAGUGUGAAUGAUAGGCAUUACCAUAAGAAGUUAAUGAAAGCAUGAGUGAUUUAAAGACAAUAGUUUUAAGAUUAUUAUUUAAGAUAUUUUUUAGAAAUUUAAAAAUAAAGAACUGUUUUUGUUAAUUGAGAAAUGAGUACAUCUCACUUUAAAAAUUCAUCGAAAUGAACAUCUAAAUAUUAAACUGUCGUGACCUUAGAAAUAUUAGGACAAGAACAAUGUAAUGAAAUAUUAUUGCAUUUAAGAAAUUAAUUUUAAUUUUAUCAACAUUAUAUGUGUAAUUUAUUGGCCUAGUAUGAGAACAUACAAGUUGAACAUUUUAUUAAUUCUUGUAGUUUCUGUCUAAAAUAUAGUUAAAGUGCCAAAUGUCAUGAGGUGCUAGACAUUCCUUUUUACAAAGUUGGCAUACAUAUAUAUGAAAAAAAAAGGAUUAAUUUUAUGUUUUUGUAAAAAAAGGGAGAUGUUUUAUGGUAUUACUAAACUUCACAGUAGUAAUAGUGAAGGUGAUAAUAUACACACACAAGUUCAGUUUCAUGUCAUUCUGCUCUUUAUGAGUAUCAAAUAAAUAGUGUCCAUAAGUUGUCAUUAAUUGUAACACAAUGUUAUUUGUAAUAAAUAAAAAGUUUUUAUAAAUCUUUAAUUAGUUAGUUUUUAGGUCAUUGCUUUAGGUACUUAGUCAAUUUACUUUAGUUAAAAUAUGUUUCAAAAGUUUUAUUUAAAAUGACAUAAACAAUAUUUUACAUAUUUAAUUCUCCAUAAACUAAUCAAAAAUAAUUUACAGGUUCAAAACAUUUCAAGAUUCCUAUCGGGUGGUUGGACUUUACUCCAUAUUCUACAAUAAUAGUUAAUAGAUUUUUGGCAUUUAAAACACCAUUGGAUAGUAAGUACAGAGUACCUAUGUCGCAUAUAUUCAAUAUAGAUAUGCUCUUCUCCUCAAUGGCUGAAAAAAAGGUAUAAAAUAAUAUUAAAGUAUUUAUUUAUAUUUUAUUAAAAAAAUAAUGGAAACAAAUGUAUUUGUCAUCAAAGAAAUUCAGAUUUAAUUAUUUGUAAAUUGAUUCACUGAUCUAAUAUAACUUUAUAACUACAUCAUGCCCAUAGCUUUUGGUUAGGCACCUAAAAAGGGUGAAAACAGAAAAACAAUUAUACUAAUGUGAGACAGACUAGUGAUCUAACUUAAUUAAGUGUUAAAACUGAAGGAAGUAAAAUAAAUAAGUUCAAAUAAUAUUCUAAUAAUAUUUAAUAUUCUUUGGACAUAUUAUAUUAAAAAAAUACAAACUGAAGCCUGUGUAUAACUAUCACAUAGAUUCAGAAAUUUAAUUUGUUUUUUUUUUUGAUAAUAAUUUAGAGAAAAAGGCAACCAGAUGAAAAUCACAAGAGCAAUAUACUAAAAUAUAUAUAACAUAUAAUUGUACACUAAAAUAUUUAUUAAAAUCAAAAUGAACCCUUAUAAAUUCUAAAAAUACACAUAAUUGCUUAGGCGAUUUAACUAUGUUCAUGCUAAAUAUAGUAUGAAUAGACAAAAAAUAUUUUUUAUUUUCAUUACUUAAUAAUUGUAGUAUCAACACAUAAAUAUUUCUUUGAUUAUAUUAUCUUCAGAUUCCUGUAUUCUUAAAUUGUAAAAUUAUUGAGAGUAUCAAAAUUAUCCCAAUGAUGUACAGUCUAUAUUAUAUUAAGUAAAUAUAUCAAAUUAUUUUAGGUUGAUUUAAGAUUAUGGAUUGAUCUGACAACUUCAAAUAAUUACUAUGAUCAGUUGGAAGUUAUCAAUAACAAUUGUCAUUACGUGAAAUUACCUUUAGUAGGUAAUGAAGAUCCACCUACUUCUAAAGAAGUAGAUUCAUUUUUAGAUAUUUGUCGGGAUUUUGUUAGUAGCAACCCUAACCUACACAUUGGUAAGUUAUAUUUAUAUUUUAUUUUUGGGAAAAUAUCUUGGUGGAUGGGAUAAAUAUCUAGUUUAAUAUUUAGUUGGAAUAUUAAAAGCAACAACUGCCAGUUAACAAAUCAUAAAUUAUUGAUACUUUAUUUUUUUCUAGGUGUUCAUUGUCACCAUGGUCUAAACCAGGCUGGAUUCUUAAUAAUCACUUGGUUGAUAGAAGUUUUACAUUAUAAUGUAAUUGAUGCCUUGCAAGAAUUCGCAGCAGCUAGGUAAAUUAUAAAUUUUACCAUUAUGAAAAUACAAGAUGAGGAAAUUAUAUUGUAUACAUUUUUGUAGAUCUCCAGGAAUUACCAAACAGCCAUACAUAAAUGAACUAUAUCGUAGAUAUGAAGUUAGAAGAAUCAACUACACUGACUAAGUUUAAACUUUGCUUUUAAGUACUAUAAUUCAAUAAUAUCCAUUUUUUUUUUUUAUAUAUUAUAAUUAGAUCAUUUUCUAUGAUAUUUUUAUUUAAAUCAUACAUAGAUGAACUAUAUCCUAGAUAUGAAGUUAGAAAAGUCAACAAAACUGACUAAGUUUAAACUUUGCUUUUAAGUACUAUAAUUCAAUAAUAUACAUUUUUUUUAUAUAUUAUAAUUAGAUAAUUUUCUAUGAUAUAUUUAAAUCAUACAUAGAUGAACUAUAUCCUAGAUAUGAAGUUAGGAAAAUUGACAACACUGACUAAGUUUAAACUUUGCUUUUAAGUACUAUAAUUCAAUAAUAUACAUUUUUUUUAUAUAUUAUAAUUAGAUAAUUUUCUAUGAUAUUUAUAUUUAAAUCAUACAUAGAUGAACUAUAUCCUAGAUAUGAAGUUAGGAAAAUCGACAAAACUGACUAAGUUUAAACUUUGCUUUUAAGUACUAUAAUUCAAUAAUAUACUUUUUUUUUAAUAUUAUAAUUAGAUAAUUUUCUAUGAUAUUUAUAUUUAAAUCGUACAUAGAUGAACUAUAUCCUAGAUAUGAA